Parastagonospora nodorum SN15 is the source of this 900-nucleotide messenger RNA. RefSeq lists its product as hypothetical. Bases 1 to 900 code for a protein of 299 amino acids. The record is from RefSeq and is a predicted model, not a curated record. The transcript is spliced from 5 exons. Lineage: Eukaryota; Fungi; Ascomycota; Dothideomycetes; Pleosporales; Phaeosphaeriaceae.
AUGGCAAAGGUGGAAUAUGUGACUAUGGAUAUCGGUUUUGGCACUGCUUUGACGACGAACAGCAACCUCUCUCGGACCACCAGUGAGCGGCCGAAUAAUUGGGAAUGGACUCUGGGUCGACCUUGGGUCUACCGGCCUGCAGCAUGCACACAUGCACCCCUGUCCAUUGAUGGAGACCGCCUGAACCGUGCAGCUCGAACAAUUUGGUGCACUGGGCAGACGUCGUUGCGACAGCCGCCACUGGCAUGUGGGAGUUUUCUCCGACAGGUGCUCGGUCUAGCAGCUGUAACAACAACACCGUACACCGCCAGAGUCGACGUCCGGGUAGAUGCAUGGACACGCGCACAACUUCCUCACGAGACAGCCACAUCUCAGAGAACUGGCUGCUUGCAUGUCUCCGUCGAUCUCAGGACGUCACCUCGCACUGACGGCACGCCCGAUCUGGCGGCUCGCUUUCCUGUUGACGUCUCCUACUGCAGAGCUAGAACCCACCACCAGCCGGCUUGGACUGCGACAUGGGUACAGUUUGGGGUAGUCGCUCCGAUCGCUGCCGAGAGCGUGCCCAAGGGCGGUACUUGCCACCCUACAAUUCCCGACUACAUACCUAUUUCAGGGUCCUUCGCUAGUCCCCACUGCUUAGACUGCGCAACAACUCCACCAGGACGGCUUGUCGCGUGGACUUCGAACACAGGAGGAUCUAGUUCCAUUCAACAGACCUCCUCUGGCGAGUACGGCGUGUCUACGAGCAAAGGCAAUAUUGACAAAGCGCUUACAACGAUUUUAUCCUGGCUUGGGGAUCUCGAAAAUGACGUGGGCCGUGGCUUCACGCCCAACGUCUACGGAUUUGCGUUCGAGAAGCAGACGAAGAAGCCCGCUGCAACCAAUCCAAACGGCCUUUGA